Messenger RNA from Eptesicus fuscus (big brown bat), 1205 nucleotides. RefSeq names its product Putative serine protease 45 (gene PRSS45P). The transcript has 6 exons. NCBI's taxonomy places the organism in Eukaryota, Metazoa, Chordata, Mammalia, Chiroptera, Vespertilionidae. Gene Ontology annotation, molecular function: serine-type endopeptidase activity. Gene Ontology annotation, biological process: proteolysis. Bases 38 to 979 code for a protein of 313 amino acids. The record is from RefSeq and is a predicted model, not a curated record.
CUUCGCGUCUCACUCGGCAGGUUCCGCCUACCGGCUCAUGGCCGCCUCGCUGGGGGGCCUCCGCGCUGGGCCCGGAGGCCUGAGCCUCCUCUUCCUUCUGCUGCUGCCGCUGCCACUGCUGAGCUGGGGUGACAGAGAAGACGACACCCAAUCAGAAGCUUGUGGCAAGCCCUGGUGGUCGGAGGACGUGGACGUGAGCCGCCACUGGCCCUGGGAGGUGAGCCUCCGCGUGGAAGAUGAGCACGUGUGUGGAGGGGCCCUCGUGGACCACAAAUGGGUGGUGACCGCUGCCCACUGCAUCGAGGGCACCAAAGAGUAUUCCGUGACUCUUGGCACCGCUCAGCUGAAGCCCACGGACCCCGGGAAGGCCGUCUCAAUUCCGGUGAAGGACAUCGUCGUGCACCCCAAGUUCUGGGGCCGGACCUUCAUCAUAGGCGACGUGGCCCUGCUCCAGCUGCACACCCCCGUCGUCUUCAGCAAGUACGUGCAGCCCAUCUGCCUCCCCGAGCCCACCUUCGACCUGAAGGUGGGGACGCAGUGCUGGGUGACCGGCUGGAGCCAGGCCAAGCUGCGCUACUCAGCCAACUCCACGCUGACCCCAGAGCUGCAGGAGGCCGAGGUGUUCAUCAUGGACAACAAGAGGUGUGACCAGAUUUACCGGAAGAAGUCCUCCGUCCCCCACAUCCUCCCCCUUAUCUUGGGGGACAUGAUCUGUGCCACCAAUUAUGGAGAAAACUUGUGCAAUGGGGACCCUGGGGGCCCAUUGGCUUGCGAAGUGGAGGACAGAUGGAUCCUGGCUGGGGUGAUGUCCUGGGAAAAGGCCUGUGCCAAAGCACAGAACCCAGGUGUGUACACGCGCGUCACCAAAUACAGCAAAUGGAUCAAGAACCAAAUGAGCAACGGGGCUCCCUCAGGCCCCGGCACCUCCGUCCGGCUCCUCCUCCUAUCCUGGCUGCUGCCGCCCCAGAUGGGCCCCUGACCGUCCCCCUCCAGAAUAGGGCCAGAUCAAGGUCAUGUGUCCCUAUUCAACAAGAGUCAAGGUGGGGACAGAGUGGCCCCUGGGAGGCCUGGUCCUGCUUGGGCAGUCCACAGGGAGGGAUGUGGUGGAUGAUGAGGCCUUGGCUGACCAGGAGAAGGGGAGUGUGGCCGAGAGGGCUCUGGAAUUGGGGCCCAGAACAGCAGGGAUUAAAUUUGUGAAAAUGUAA